AUGAGAGUGCGAACAGCUAUUCCUUUGGGCGUGGGUGUGGGCGUGGUCGUGGGAAUGCGAAUGGGAGUGCGAGUGGCCGUGACCGCCGUGAUCAUGGCCGUGACCAUCGCCGUGAUCAUGGUCGUGGUCAUGAUUGUGGUCAUGGGUGUGGUUGUAGUCGUGGUAAUCGUCGUCGUCGUUGUGUGUGAGCGGCUGCUCACAGAGGCUCGACCUCUUUCGUGCGGCAUGCUGGCCUAG
Pyricularia pennisetigena is the source of this 237-nucleotide messenger RNA. RefSeq lists its product as uncharacterized. The transcript has a single exon. The record is from RefSeq and is a predicted model, not a curated record. NCBI's taxonomy places the organism in Eukaryota, Fungi, Ascomycota, Sordariomycetes, Magnaporthales, Pyriculariaceae. The coding region runs from base 1 to 237 and encodes 78 amino acids.